CUGAGCCUGCGCAGACUCAGGCGGCGCUCGUGCAGACCAGUGCCGCGCAAUGGCGGGCACGGGCUUGGUAGCCGGGGAGGUGGUGGUGGAUGCGCUGCCGUACUUUGACCAAGGCUACGAGGCGCCCGGCGUGCGGGAAGCGGCUGCGGCCCUGGUGGAGGAGGAGACGCGCAGGUACCGCCCGACCAAGAACUACCUGAGCUACCUGACAGCCCCGGAUUACUCCGCCUUUGAAACGGACAUAAUGAGAAAUGAAUUCGAGAGACUGGCUGCCCGACAACCAAUCGAAUUACUCAGCAUGAAACGAUAUGAACUUCCAGCCCCUUCCUCGGGUCAAAAAAAUGACAUCACUGCCUGGCAAGAGUGUGUAAACAAUUCCAUGGCCCAGUUAGAGCACCAGGCAGUUCGAAUCGAGAAUCUGGAGCUGAUGUCACAGCACGGGUGUAACGCCUGGAAGGUGUACAAUGAAAACCUCGUUCAUAUGAUUGAACAUGCACAGAAAGAACUUCAAAAGUUAAGGAAACAUAUUCAAGAUUUAAACUGGCAGCGAAAAAAUAUGCAGCUCACAGCAGGAUCUAAAUUGAGAGAAAUGGAGUCAAAUUGGGUAUCCCUGGUAAGUAAGAACUAUGAGAUUGAGCGGACUAUCGUACAGCUGGAGAACGAGAUCUAUCAAAUCAAGCAGCAGCAUGGGGAGGCAAACAAGGAGAACAUCCGCCAAGACUUCUAACCUUGGGCGAAAGGGAGAAGAGGCCCCUGCAAACCUGAGGCCUGUGGACUUGCUCAAAGCCACUGUCGUGCUUAGGUGUUUAGAGCCUGGGUUGUGUGUGCUGUUGUGUUGCUUCAUAUGUGUAUGUCUUAGCAAAAUAAAGGUUUGCCACACGUUGCUAUUUUUUUAGCUAUAAAAAUCUGAGUUUUCAAAGUGAGCAUGACUUUAGAAUGAUCUUGUCCUAUUUUAUAGCAGAAAUCCUUCUUUUAAGGCUUCAGAUUUUGUAACGAAGCUUUAUUUAAGGCUUCCAAAGUGCUCGGGAAACUGGGCACUUUGAGUGUGUGUUUUUGUUGAAUAAAGUACCGUUGUAAGCAUUUUUGUGGGUGGGUAC
Microtus oregoni (creeping vole) is the source of this 1097-nucleotide messenger RNA. RefSeq names its product BCAS2 pre-mRNA processing factor (gene Bcas2). The record is from RefSeq and is a predicted model, not a curated record. The transcript has 7 exons. Gene Ontology annotation, biological process: mRNA processing. Bases 50 to 727 code for a protein of 225 amino acids. Gene Ontology annotation, cellular component: precatalytic spliceosome; catalytic step 2 spliceosome; Prp19 complex. NCBI's taxonomy places the organism in Eukaryota, Metazoa, Chordata, Mammalia, Rodentia, Cricetidae.